CAUAAUUUCUUCCCGUUUCAGAAAACUUUCCACAAGUACUGUAUCUCUAAUAGACCAACAUCACGACACCAAAUAAUAGACUCCACCCAUAGAAUACAUGAUAAACAACACAACAAUUACAAAACUAAGAUGAAUACCCAAAACAACAAUGUAGGAACAGGAGACAAGAAACCGGCAGCCCGCCCUGAAGUCAUUCCAUCUGGUCCAGAAUUCCGGUGAGUUUCCUUUCAGCUGUAUCCGACAGCAAAAUCCGGAAGAGGGUUAGUGGAGAGCGUAUGAACUCUAUACUAUCGUGACAUGAACAGUCGAUGGUGUACUUCCCCCUCUGGAGCAGGUUCACGGAGGUGUUGGAUGAACCUUGACGUAUCCGUACCACCAUUCGGUACGAAGGGAAAUCCACCCGCUCGUAUUAUUUUUUAACUGCCUCUUUUGGCAACGUACACUGUGCGUGUGAGGUAGAACCUGGUAUUCGACGUAAACGUUGGACGCUCACCAACCGGUCCAGUCGGUACGAGGAAAUAAGAGGGGGAUACUGAGUUCUUUCAGAGCAUCGUUUUGGCUAUUUUUUUCGCACACGACUCAGCUUUUGUAUGUGGGUUCAGGGCACGCGUGAUAUGAUAGUUUCACUUAAGGAUAAUUGAUGUCGCACACGCGCGUGUCAGAAUCCGACGACGUUCCAGUAGGUUCUGCGAUUAUGGAUCUGUGCACUUACUGGAACAAUACGUGAAAAAUAUCUGUCUGUUGUGCGGAGAGCAGUUUCAAAUCUCAUCUUCAUCCUUGUUCUCUCUUUCUCCAGCUCCGUAGCUAUUCAACGACCAACCAGCUUAGCUGGAGUACGAAAAUCUGCUCCCUCCGACAUCAUUGACAAGAAAUCAUACUUUCAACCCGAAGUGUCAACAGAAAAGCCGAAGGACGUUAGCUUCAAUCCCGACCAACGGCUUUGGUAUCCCACCCAAUUGCGACCUGUUCCAACCUUUUACCCACUCGAGCGAUCCAGUCGCUUUGUCGAAGAUGAAGUGGGAGUCGUGGUAAGCCGUAUAUCGGAGGCGAAUCGACUUCUUUCCAUCCAUGCCGUCUACUGUAACGAAACAGCCACAGCAGAUUUAUACACUGCUGAAAAUGUCGAGAUGUAUUUAUCCUUAUGGAAAACAUCAGGGAACCAAGAGGGGAUUGUCAUCGAAAUUCAAAGGCGGAAAGGAGAUUCCAUCCAUUUCCACAAAUAUUCAAGGUGUAUCCUGGAUGCAGCAGUUGGGGAGUUGAAUAUGAAGGAGCUCAUCCAGAAGAACGGAGAUGACAUUGAUAUUGUUUACACGAAGAAAAUCGAUCGGCUAUUAAACCUUGAAACAGAGAGAGAUGCCGAAACAGAAACCGAUAAUGCUGUCGUUGCUGUAGAAAUUGCUCACGGUCUUUUGAUGAAGGACCGUAUGGACGCCAGACAAUUGGGUCUUGAGAGUCUUUGUCUACUGACUGAUCCCAGAAAGACGGGCAACAGAACCGCUCUGAUAGCAAGUCAUGUUGUUCUGCUUGGAACUGCGAAAGGCAUGGAUUGCAACUCUUUAGAGCCCGAAGAAGAUUUGAUUGUAGACGAAACACCCUUCCAAGAGAUAAGAGAAAGCAUAUUGUCGCUUGUUCAAUUUCGACGUAUAGGCGAGGAAUGCGACUAUGACCACGAAGCCGAAGCAUGUUCUGAAGACGAGCACAUUACGGUCCUACACAAUUUGGCUCUUGCGGUACUUGCCAAUGCCCUUGACGUCAUUUCGAAGCAAGAUAGUCUGUUGGAUGGUGAUUCAUCUUUAUCAUCUACUCCCGAAGAAGAAGUACCAACUAACAGGCGUCGUCUCGACACCUCAGAGAGCAUUUCGGAACGAUUCUUGGACGAGUCCCUUGAGUGCUCUGGUGGUUCGGAGGACAAGGAGAUAAUGAAAACUCUCAUCUCUGAACUCGGUAAAGCCAACUUGAAGCCCCACAACGCUUGUCUCUCAGCGAAAUGCCUCAAAUCUCUGUGUCGAGCGUCGAACAAAGCCCGAAGUAGAGCGAAGGAACUUGGUGCGAAGACCGUGGUCCAGACGGCCCUUGAUGUUGGUGCGCGUACACACCUAAAACUUGAGCGCGAAUGCAGCCAUGUCAUGACUGAACUGACCCAAACCAACUCAGAAUAAGGAAAAUUAAGUUUGGAGAAUUUUAUCACCAGCAAAUUUCCACGAAUCAACUUGUUGUCUGUUGUUCUAUAACAUUAGUUUACGGAACAAUGAACAACACACCUGCCAUCAUUAAUUUUAUAAUACAAGUAUUAUUAUGUACAUCUUUCGGAACAAAGGUUGGAUAUACCUGAACUCAGUUGCUGUAGCAAUGUUUCUUCAGGCAGAGACUUGAUUUUAUUAGUGCUAGCCACGUUGGAGUCAGAGCUAGUACAAAUCUAAUUCGUGCCUUGAAUGUCACGGAAGGUAUUGCACACCACUGUUGUUUCAUUUUUAUCAUCGGAAUUACUGUACAACGAAACGGUUCAUCCUACCGUACGGUACGGCAGAUAGUUUUGAGCAAAACUUUAGGUACAGUAAAAAGUAAAAAGAUGA
Messenger RNA from Pseudo-nitzschia multistriata, 2573 nucleotides. The record is from the annotation of a GenBank genome assembly. Lineage: Eukaryota; Bacillariophyta; Bacillariophyceae; Bacillariales; Bacillariaceae.